UUCUAUGGCUAUUCACAUUUUGACUUGUGUUUUUACAGAACUUUGUUCAUUUUUGUUAUUAUAAUUAAAUUCUCUAUUUUUGAUGGAAUUACAGGAGAACAAGGAGGGGCUUGAAUUAUUGAAGACUGCUAUUGCUAAAGCUGGAUAUACUGGCAAGGUUGUCAUUGGCAUGGAUGUUGCUGCCUCGGAAUUCUACAAUGAGAAGGAUAAGACAUAUGAUCUUAACUUCAAGGAAGAGAACAAUGAUGGUUCUCAGAAAAUUUCUGGAGACAGCUUGGGGAACGUUUACAAGUCUUUUGUUUCUGACUAUCCCAUUGUGUCUAUUGAAGACCCCUUUGACCAGGAUGACUGGAUCACCUAUGCUAAGCUGACUGCUGAAAUCGGUGAAAAAGUUCAGAUUGUUGGAGAUGAUCUUCUCGUCACCAACCCCACUAGGGUUGCCAAGGCAAUAAAUGAGAAGAGCUGCAAUGCCCUUCUUUUGAAGGUGAACCAAAUUGGGUCCGUCACUGAAAGUAUCGAAGCUGUACGGAUGUCUAAGCGUGCUGGCUGGGGUGUGAUGGCAAGCCACAGAAGUGGUGAAACUGAAGACACCUUCAUUGCUGAUCUCUCUGUUGGUUUGUCAACAGGCCAGAUCAAGACUGGAGCUCCAUGCAGAUCUGAACGACUCGCCAAGUACAAUCAGCUGCUGAGGAUCGAGGAAGAGCUUGGUGCUUCUGCAGUGUAUGCUGGAGCCAAGUUCAGAGCUCCCGUUGAGCCAUACUAGACCUUGAUAUAGAGCACAGAUGCACCCCUGUGCCAUAAGUUGCAUAAUUUUGGUUCCCUGGCUGUUUGCUUCGUUUUUCUUUGUCUCGAAACUGUGAGCCUCUUCGCUGUUGUGGGCGAAGAUGAGAAUAAAUAAUGGUUUUUGUUUUGCUGUAGCAAACCUUUUUGAGGGUUUUACGCUGUAGAUUGCAACUGCUUGCUUGUGUUAUGAUGGUAAGGUUUUUAUCUAAUGGAAGUUUUACUAGGAGCUGAAUUUUCUACUU
Molecule: messenger RNA, 1025 nt
Organism: Asparagus officinalis (garden asparagus)
Lineage: Eukaryota; Viridiplantae; Streptophyta; Magnoliopsida; Asparagales; Asparagaceae
Product: enolase-like
Exons: 8
Coding region: 83-763 (226 amino acids)
Biological process (GO): glycolytic process
Cellular component (GO): phosphopyruvate hydratase complex
Molecular function (GO): magnesium ion binding; phosphopyruvate hydratase activity
Source: RefSeq, a predicted model, not a curated record